AUGGUCACCUAUUCCGCUUUCUUUUCUUCUGGCCUUCUCGCGCCUUACCAUCCAAGAGCAACAACAACUCCUGCACCACCCUCCUCGCCGAUGCCGAUGCAAUCCAGUCCUAUACACCCUGUCGAUCGCGAUCUGAGCGUGACACCCACACCCGGUGGCAACUCGAAUAACGUUGUUGCAGUACCCACUACGAAUGCUGACCGUCCUCGCAUGCGCAGGCGUCGCAGUAGCAUGAAUAUUGGUGUGAACCCGAUGGCUCUUAUCAAGUCGCCGAUGCGGAAUGCGGGCAGCGCGCUUCAGCGCACCGGCGUCAUGUCUCCCACCCGGAGUCGUGCAGGCAGCAUCGCAGAGAACGCUUCAGAAACCAACAGUCUUUUUGGAAGACUAAGAAGUGGCAGUCUGAACGCAGGCGCUCCACUACGCAUGCGUCGUGCAGUCAAGCGAACCGUCCCACUCGCUCCGCCCCCCACUGCCCCUCUCCCUGCACUCCCAUCGCCAUCUCCAUCUGCAAAAUACACGCGUACUCUCGCGCCUCCUGCGCUUAUCAUACCUAUUCCUCGCCAACCCCUCAUGAAUUAUUUUGUGUCCAGUCCUAGUACCUCUGGACUACUCAGUCCUGAUUCUGUGAUGCAGUUCUCGUCCAAUAUGUCACCUGGUAUCUCCUCCAGCCCUGCUCAUAAGUGUUAUUUUGGAAGUACUAUCGAUGAAGAGAUGAAAGAAAACUGA
Suillus subaureus is the source of this 726-nucleotide messenger RNA. RefSeq lists its product as uncharacterized. Lineage: Eukaryota; Fungi; Basidiomycota; Agaricomycetes; Boletales; Suillaceae. The transcript is spliced from 2 exons. The coding region runs from base 1 to 726 and encodes 241 amino acids. The record is from RefSeq and is a predicted model, not a curated record.